AAUAAAUACAAAUUUUCUUAAUUGAUAAAUAAUCAUUGGCUUGGUAAAUGGAUGAACCAGCUGGUAUUUUCUUGUCCUACCCCUGAAAGGAAGACAACCCUGGCCACGUAAUAAAAAGAUGAGGCAUUUAAAUUGCAACAACAAAGGAAGAUAUUGCAAAGGUGAAGACAGUAGAAGAUGUUUAUGCAUGGCAAUUGCCGAUAAAGAAACUUUGUAGUAUUGCUUAUGACCCAGUUGUUGCUCGUGCCUUUCAUCACUGGCUAAAUGCCAAAUGCAACUCUGUAACCAUCGAAUCAUUGUCUUAUAUUGGCUUAGCAAGAUCCUCGCAAUCACCAGUUACUCUAUCAAACAAGUUCAGAAAGCAAAAUUAGCCGCUAGCCAUAUCUCAACUCCUUAAUGGCUCAAAGUUGCCAUGUUCCCAAAUUCGGAAACUGGGAAAAUGAUAAUAUACCUUACACUGCAUACUUCGAAAAUGCGCGCAAAGAGAAAACGGGAGUGAAGAUAAACCCAAAUGAUCCUGAGGAGAAUCCAGAGGCCUUCAUGUACCGGAAAGACGAAUUCGAUUUGAGUUUUGGUCAAUCCAUACAGAUUACCACAACACAUUUAGAGGAAAAUCCUUCUGGUCGCCAAAAGAGCAUCACAUCAGAAUCUGCCAUUGCCAGCGACGAGAGCAAUUCUGAUUAUUCGAUGUUGCAAGCUGCAGGUUUUCGGCGUCAAAGAUCUGCCCGGAAUAAGAAAAGAGCAAAACAUCACAGAGCAGCAUCAGUUCCCAAAUUUGGAUCUUGGGAUCAAUCAGACCCCAAUUCUGGAGAAGGUUUUACUGCAAUUUUCAACAGAGUGAAAGAGGAAAAACAAAUUGCAUCGUCCACAUUCCCAUCUCUCCCACCGAAACCAACAUACCGUUCCUACACUCACACAGACAAGGAAACUUCCUCCUCUAGACUCAAGUCCUGUUGCUGUCUCUUUUCAUGUGGAAGCCGAUAAACAAAUGCAUUGCAUAUUUUGGCUUCAGAAACGAAAUUCAUUUUGCAGAACCAAUGGUUUCUCUCCCUUGUAUUCUUUAUUUUACUGUUCGUUAGUGACAGACAGAGGAUAUACUUCUUUUUUCCUUUCUUUAUGAUCAUUAAAUGCAAAUCUAGUUUGUUUCUCUCUCACAGUAAUUUUCGGUUCUUCUAGCCAACAUUGGAUAAAUCCUCGAUAAAUGUAUAA
This is a messenger RNA of Jatropha curcas, 1209 nucleotides long. RefSeq names its product RPM1-interacting protein 4. Lineage: Eukaryota; Viridiplantae; Streptophyta; Magnoliopsida; Malpighiales; Euphorbiaceae. Gene Ontology annotation, cellular component: plasma membrane. The record is from RefSeq and is a predicted model, not a curated record.